AUGGAUUCUUAUCUUUUGACCAAAUUAAGUUUAUUUACGAACAAUUUAUUACCAUUAGGUAUUGCUAUAAUUAAUUCUGAAAUUAAACAAUUAGGGUUUAUUACCAACUAUUUACAAUCCCAUAAUAUACAAUUUUUUACUGUCGGCCGAGGCGGAGAUUUAGAUCUUACUGGGACUAAACAAUCAAUUGAUGGUCAAAAUAUCAGCUUCACCUAUAAAGAACAAUGUUAUAAUUUUGAUACUAAUAUAAUUGGAAGUUUUCAAGCUUCUAAUUUAUUAAUCGCAGUGAUGAUGGUACACUUGACUGGCUUCCCGUUUUUAGAAGUAAUAUCAAAAUUACCAAAAAUUAAAGCAGUGCAAGGAAGAUUACAAAGAGCUAGCCAGGAUAAUAGUCCCUACCAUGUAGUAAUUGAUUAUGCUCAUACCCCAGAGGCAUUAAAAAAAACCUUGUUAGAGCUCAAACACAUAAAGGCAGCUUCUGGCUCUUUAAAAGUUAUAUUUGGUUGUGGAGGGGAGAGAGAUACUAACAAAAGAGCACAAAUGGGACAAAUCGCUAGCCAAAUAGCAGAUCAAAUUAUUAUUACUGACGAAAAUCCUAGACAUGAGUCCUCAAGCUCAAUAAGACAACAGAUCAUUCAAGGUAUAAGUAAUAAUAAUUCUAAUUAUGAGGAAAUAGCAGAUCGAGAAGUGGCUAUUACUCACACUAUAAAUAACCUACACAGCAAUGAUAUUUUAUUGAUUGCUGGAAAAGCCGGUGAGGAAUAUCAAAUAAUUAAGGAUAGGAAAAUCCCGUUUAGUGACUUUGAUAUUGCUAGGAAAGCAUUAAAUGCAGUCAAGGUGGAUAGUUAA
Rotaria sp. Silwood2 is the source of this 849-nucleotide messenger RNA. Lineage: Eukaryota; Metazoa; Rotifera; Eurotatoria; Philodinida; Philodinidae. The record is from the annotation of a GenBank genome assembly.